Galeopterus variegatus (Sunda flying lemur) is the source of this 576-nucleotide messenger RNA. Its product is annotated as tumor suppressor candidate 5 homolog. Gene Ontology annotation, cellular component: membrane. The transcript is spliced from 3 exons. The record is from RefSeq and is a predicted model, not a curated record. The coding region runs from base 1 to 576 and encodes 191 amino acids. Lineage: Eukaryota; Metazoa; Chordata; Mammalia; Dermoptera; Cynocephalidae.
AUGCAGCCUCAGUUUCCUCCAGCGCAGGAGCCGAGCUCCGCCUCCCACCUGGACCUGCCGGAGAUGGAGAAGCUCCUCACCAAGGUAAAGGACAAGGAUGACAAGACCCUGAAUCUGUCCAAGUCCCUCUCAGGGGCCCUGGAUCUGGAGCAGAAUGGCCACAGCCUGCCCUUCAAGGUGAUCUCCGAGGGGCGCCGGGAGUCCCCACUCGCCCGGUCCCCCUCCAGGGCCAGCUCGAGGCGGGCGUCCUCCACUGCCACCACCUCGUUCGCCCAGGACCAAGAAGUUCCCAAAGAUUACCUCAUCCUCGCCAUCGCCACUUGCUUCUGCCCCGUCUGGCCCCUCAACCUCAUCCCCCUCAUCUUCUCUAUCAUGUCUCGAAGCAGCGUGCAACAGGGGGACCUGGAUGGGGCCCGGAGGCUGGGCCGCCUGGCCCGGCUGCUCAGCAUCACCUUCAUCGUCAUGGGGACGGUCAUCAUCAUCGUGGCUGUGACUGUCAACUUCACAGGCUCCUUCGUCCUGCUGCUGCUUGUCAUUUUAGCCAGGACUCUUCCGAUGGCAAAGGACAACUACUGA